AUGGGUUGCUGCACCUCCACCCCCAAACAAAGGGAGAACCCCAACUCCGGCGACGACGGCCAGCACAACACCCCCGGCACCAAUGUCAACCCCCACGAUCAUUCGCAGUCCCCCGCCGGACAAGCAAGGCCUUCGCGCAGGAGGUUUUUUCUGAAAGAUACCUAUCGGAUCGCAAAGCCAUUACCCCUACCCCUACCUCCCGGGCAUGCAGGGCCAUCGCGGCUCCCCCCCGAGCAUGCAGGGCGUUCGCGCAUUAGGUUUUUUCUGAAAGAUAAUUCCAGGAAUGCAGAGCCAUUACCCCUACCCCUACCUCAAGGGCAUGCAGGGCCAUUGCAGCUCCCCUCAGGGCAUGCAGGGCCAUUGCAUCUCCCCCCCGGGCAUGCAGGGCCAUUGCAUCUCCCCCCCGGGCAUGCAGGGCCAUUGCAGCCCCCCUCCGGGCAUGCAGGGCCAUCGCAUCUACUCCCCGGGCAUGCAGGGCCAUUGAACCCACCCACCAGGCAUGCAGGGCCAUUGGAGCCAAUCCCCGAGCAAGCAUGGCCAUUGGAGGCAAUCCCCGAGCAAGCAGGGUCGUCGCAGCCUCCAGCCCAGGGAACAUCAUCCUUCCGCCACUACAAUUAUGGGGAGCUAGUGGCAGCGACGCAAGGAUAUGCCAACGAGAACAUACUCGCAACUGGCGGCGGUCUAAUCCCGAACUACAUCUACCGGGGCCGCCUUCGUGACGGCCAAAAGGUCGCCAUCAAGAGGUUCUCCUCGGAAGCCUGGCCUCUUGUCGAUUUGUUCAAGGAGGAGGCGAUUAAAGCGGGAAGGUUGAGACACCGGCGGCUUGCGAGCUUGAUUGGGUACUGCUGCCAGGGUGAUGAGCGGUUUCUUGUGGCGGAGUUCAAGCCCUAUGAUUCACUCGCCAAGCAUCUUUUCAACGCUAAUAAGACAAUGGAGUGGUCUAUGCGCUUGAGAGUCGCAUGUUAUAUAGCAGAAGGCUUGGAAUAUUGCUGCAAUGAAGGACAAGCUCUAUAUCAUGAUCUGACUCCAUAUAAAGUUCUCUUUGAUGAGGGCGGCAAUGCUUGUCUUUCUUGUUUCGGUCUUGUGAAAAAUAGGAGGGAUGGUAGAUGUUUUGCCACUAACAUUUCUUACUAUUCUCCAGAUAUCAUAAGAGGAAGAACCACUCGUGAAAGCAUGAUAUUCAACUUUGGUCUUGUGCUACAUGAUCUACUGAGCGGAGAGCAAAUUUCAGUACAACGGAACGUAGAAUUGAUUAUGGGUAUAAGAAUCCCUAUAGUUCUGGAUCCACGUUUGAAGGGUAAAUGUUCCGCUGAAGAAGCAACAGGUUUGGAGGAACUUGCUCAUCAAUGUCAGCUAUAUAAACAUACUGACCGACCCACCAUAGAAGAUGUUAUUGCAACCCUUGCUAAAAUUCAAAGCAAUGCUGCGACUGGAGCAAGAUAAAACCACACCAAUGAGCGUGGGAGACUUAGAAGCAAAAUAAAACCUAACUUUUUUGGGGAACUCAGAAGCAAGAUAAAACCUCACUUUUCCGGGAACUCACAAGGUGCACAACAUCACCUUUCCACAUUUGCCAAAAGCCAAAAAUUGGAGUAAAUUUUUGCAUCAGAAACGCCUAUUACUACAUUGAUUUGAUACACCAGUUUUGUGUUUUUUUCUUUGUUGGUGUAUCUAGAUAAGUGUGGAUGUCCUUUGUUGGUGUAUAUAGAUGAGUGUAAAUAUGAAUAUCAAAUUUCUGAGCUACUACAUAACUUCGGUUAUCCUACAUAGAGUUCAGCUUUGCCAUCA
Dioscorea cayenensis subsp. rotundata (Guinea yam) is the source of this 1788-nucleotide messenger RNA. RefSeq names its product serine/threonine-protein kinase BSK1-like. Gene Ontology annotation, biological process: protein phosphorylation; brassinosteroid mediated signaling pathway. The coding region runs from base 1 to 1443 and encodes 480 amino acids. NCBI's taxonomy places the organism in Eukaryota, Viridiplantae, Streptophyta, Magnoliopsida, Dioscoreales, Dioscoreaceae. The record is from RefSeq and is a predicted model, not a curated record. Gene Ontology annotation, molecular function: protein kinase activity; ATP binding. The transcript is spliced from 7 exons.